ACUCAUUUGGCCAGUCACGGGGCCAAAACCAGUGUUUGGAGCCACAGUGUGGCGGUGGAGGCAGCAGCAAUGGGAGGCCAUACAGCAACCUAUGACAAAAUGGAAACCAGCAGGAGUGUGAGGAGACCUGAAAGUGGCACAUGGCAGAGUGGGAGCAAUGGGAGGCGGUACAGGGACCCAGGUCACACUGUGGGCCCAGCAGCAGCGUGACCAGGCGGUACGGGGGCCCAUGGCCGAUUUGGGGCCUGGCGGCACCUAUGGGAGGCCUGUAAUCUGCCAGCAACCUAUGACAAAAUGGAAAACCGCAGGAGUGUGAGGAGACCUCAAAGUGGCACAUGGCAGAGUGGGAGCAAUGGGAGGCGGUACAGGGACCCAGGUCACACUGUGGGACCCAGCA
Staurois parvus is the source of this 397-nucleotide messenger RNA. The record is from the annotation of a GenBank genome assembly. NCBI's taxonomy places the organism in Eukaryota, Metazoa, Chordata, Amphibia, Anura, Ranidae.